AUGCAACCGCCGCUAUACUCUUGGGAAGAGGUCCUCGCCCAUCGUGCUAAGCCAGCCACAGACAAUACAGAAAGUGCUACAGCCCCGGAUUUCUCAGAGAUUGCUUUUCCUUGGGCAGCUUCUUCGAAGCCAUCUUCUAUGGCCAAGACCAGAAUAAUACACGAUGCGGAGCUUUGGGGGCUAAAGCAUGCGGACAGAUUUCAUGUCGUCGCCUCCCCCUGUUGGUGGUGGCGGUGCUACUGCUGUGCGCCUGUAGCCGCAGAGCCAUUGCUGCACCGCUGGGACAGCCACCGACUACCCGCUUCGGGGACGGCCCCCAGCACGGAAAGAGCACCACCACCACCACCUAAGAAAAAGCGGCCGCCGCCGGUAUCAUCGUCACCGAACCGCCUCGGCAUAAGCCUCGUUUCAAGACCUAAUUACCUGCAGACGGCGAAAUCUUCAUUAGCGCAACUGAGGAUCUCUGAAGCAACGUCAUAUCCGGAAACUCCUAAAUCGAGCCUAGCUACAUCUUUCGCGUUUCGCGCGACAGUUCCUAGACUUCAGCAGUACCGAAAGGACCCCGAACGGCUUGAAACGGAUGCGCUGAGGCAGAAGCCGACAUUUUCACGCCUGUGGUCGGGGGCAAAGGAGGCUUUCCUAGCGGUCACCGAUGUGUACUCUCAGUGCAGACCGUAUCUGACAAUUCUUACGGAGGCUGAUGGCCAUGGACUGUUGUCCUUGGCUGCCUUGGUGCAUGCUAGCUUCCCGUCAUCCGCUAAUGGUACCGACUGUGGCUGCGGAUCUUCGCCGUACAGCUUGGUCUGGGGCGAUGACGUCCAAAUAGGGACCAGCAGCAGCAGCCACACGGCUGUCGUACCACUUUGUAGCCAUGCGCGGGGCCUGCUGAGUUGGCUGACGAUACAAAUGGACCCUACCAGAGCUGCGGCAUGUUAUCGCGUGGACUCCACGGCAGGCACGAAGCCAGGCAGCCUGGGCUUAACUUUUAGGGGAGGAGCCUAUUUCACACCCUUCUCGCCCUUUGCUGGCAACUACCCAGUCGGCCUCCCUGUCCCGUCCUUGGCUGAUGCUCAGCCGAUCUCGCCGCCACCGCCGCGACCUCCACCCUCACCGCCGCCGCCAAAGUCGACGAGGUCGCCGCCCUUCAGUAUUCGGAAUGCAACAGCCCAGGCGGCCGUAGCGCUACCCCUAUCCGUGUGCUACAGCCUUCGGGAAGGAGACUUAGUGCCCCUGGAGCCCCCGGAGUCCCCGUAUCCACCAUCACCAAGGCCUCCACGACCGCGGUCCCCACCACCUGCGGUUCAAACAUCCCAACCACCGCCACAGCAACCGCCGCCUGUGCGACAGCGGCCGCCGCCAUUCCCAGUUACCGCCGCCUCUGUCCUCCCCGUCGGCCGCGCCGACGACGCGUUCGACGCCAUCACCAGCACUGCCACCCGUGUCAUCAUCUCCCCCCGACCCAUCGCCCUUGUUGCCGCUGCUUCUGUCACCGCCGCCACCAUCACUGAUAACGCCGGCUACAUCCGCGCCUAUGCCCCCACAGCCGUCGCCGCGGCCAAAACCCCGCCCCCCGAGGCCGCCCUUUCCGCCUCGGAGGCCCCCCUCACCCAAACCACCACCCCCAUUCACGCCGCCGCGGCCCAGGCCACGGCCGCCGCCGCCGCCGCCACCUCCGGUAUUCAGAUAUGGCCCCAGCCUGUCAUGUGGAUGAGGAGGGCAUCGUCUACGUGGACCAGGAAGAAGUUUCCUUUCGGCCUGUUCCAUUCCAACGUGUGCUCGUGUGACGCGGCUCCGUACGUGCUGCGAUUUGGUUCUGAGAUAAUCUACCGCUCUGUGUCGUACUACACUUUCCGCUUGUACCCAAAGCCCUGCAAUGAGUCCAUCGUGAUUGACGGAGAGCCAGUUUGCAAUACAAUUCGAUCGCUCCUAAACAAGAUUGCUUUCCGGCUCGAAGCUACUUCUGCUCCGUGCUUCGAUAAUGUGACGACGUCAAUUGAGAGGGCUGCCAACUGGCGGGGUGUCCGCUUCUGGAACGACACCAUGUCGGAGCCCAGCGCCUGGAUCCAGGCUCGAGCAGGCUUUACCACGAGUCGGAGACACAUCGAGCUCUACAUCUACGGCCUCAGGGGCGACUGGACCCAGGGAACCUUCAUGAUGGCGAAAUGCAACCAGUUGGGCUCCUUUAGAAAUGUGUGCAAAAGGAGCGAUUACGGCAUGUGCCUGUACUCCUUCGUUGAUACGCCGGGCCACCGUUUCGUAACGAAUUGCCGUACACAAGGCCUAACGGAUUCGUACUAG
Messenger RNA from Volvox carteri f. nagariensis, 2298 nucleotides. RefSeq lists its product as uncharacterized. Bases 1 to 2298 code for a protein of 765 amino acids. The transcript has 18 exons. NCBI's taxonomy places the organism in Eukaryota, Viridiplantae, Chlorophyta, Chlorophyceae, Chlamydomonadales, Volvocaceae. The record is from RefSeq and is a predicted model, not a curated record.